Messenger RNA from Ziziphus jujuba (common jujube), 1026 nucleotides. Its product is annotated as F-box protein SKIP23. The transcript is spliced from 2 exons. The record is from RefSeq and is a predicted model, not a curated record. The coding region runs from base 1 to 1026 and encodes 341 amino acids. Lineage: Eukaryota; Viridiplantae; Streptophyta; Magnoliopsida; Rosales; Rhamnaceae.
AUGGAGACGAGGAGCGUGAAUUGGAGUGAGCUUCCGAGGGAGCUACUAUCAAUGAUCGGUAACAUUCUUGAUACUUGGAUCAACGUUCUCCGAUUCCAUAGCGUCUGCAAUUCAUGGCGUUCGUCAAUCUCUCCAUUUCAUCAAACGGAUCUUCCUCCACCUCUUAAAAUCCCUUUUCGAUGUUCCACCCCACAAGAACAACGGAUAUUCCUCUCAAAACAUACCAUCUACCGUCUAGAACCAAUCCAUGGAAACAAUAAUACAGACUUUUCAAAUUCAAAUUCAAUAUCUGCUCGGCUUCCUUCAAAGGCAUGUUUGGUUAAGGUUCCAGAGACUAGAGGUCCAUUCCACGCCAAUCGAAUUGUUGUUGGCCACCCAGCUUCAGUUCCAAACUUUCUGAGUUCGUUAGAUUUUAGGAUGGUCAAGUUAGGCAAAUCUUAUGGACUCAGUUAUAUCGAUCUCGUUUGGUACAUGAUCUGGAUGAGUAAAGUAAUCAAGUACCCUGAUACAGCAGCAUCCGCUUUCUUGGAAAAUUGUUCAAUUUUCGUAAUCUACAAUGGAGGAAAGUUGGGUUACGUCAACUGCGGAGAUCAAAAACUAACCUUCAAGGAUGGUCGAAUCAUUGAUGAUUGCGAUGACAUAGUUGUUUAUGUUAGAGUUUGGGCCCAUGUAUAUGUGAAUGAUUUGGGCCUCAAAAGAACUGUUUCUUGGAAGUUGAAGCUUACACGAUUUUUGGCACCGCUGUUGGGUUCGGGAGGUGGUCAGAAAUAUUUAGUGGAGUCAUGUGGACAGCUUUAUAUGGUUGAUAAGUACUUUGAAAAUGAUGAUGAACAGAAAAAGAUAGAAGGGCAAGGUCCUUCCAAUGGUACUCGUCGUAUUUUCACGUAUGGGGGUGCUCUUACUGAUGGUGAACAUUAUAAAAGAAUGAGGCCGCUUGGCCAGGGCAAGAAGACAAUUGAUUUCAAGGUUUAUAAGAUUGAUGAAGAAGGGGGCAACUGGGUGCAAGUGGCCAACUUGGGUGCCUGA